Rubroshorea leprosula is the source of this 493-nucleotide messenger RNA. Lineage: Eukaryota; Viridiplantae; Streptophyta; Magnoliopsida; Malvales; Dipterocarpaceae. The record is from the annotation of a GenBank genome assembly.
AUGUUUUUUGACAGCUGAACUAAUAUCGAUCAUGGUUUUGAUUGAUGGGGAUGGGAUUUGGAAUAUCACUAGGCUAAUGCUUGGUGAAAACUUGUGCUUUGUGGGGACAGCAAUGGAUGGGUUGUAUUACACGUACUUUUGUCAUUUGACUGCUGCUACGAUUGGAGAGCCAAAGCAUCUUGAUAGGAGUUUAAAUGGGAAAGAGCCAAACUUGGUCCUAUCAAAUAAUGUCGAAGUGAAAGAAAGAGGUCCAUUCGACAUGUGGAACAGCAAUGUUUUCAAAACCGGACCGGUCAUUGAACCGUUUUCAGGUCCGGUUCCCGGUUUGACCGGUUCAACCGGUUGAACCGGUGAACCAGCCGGUCCAAACAAUAAAGAAGGUUUGAUGAGAGGAGCAAGCUAUAGGCAUUGAUUUUUUUAUUUGGUGUUGAUAAUUUUGUAAUUUUGUUAAAGUUAAAGGUUAAAAUGAGUAUAAGAAAGGAAUGGGAAGGGU